Messenger RNA from Monodelphis domestica (gray short-tailed opossum), 5424 nucleotides. Its product is annotated as 5-hydroxytryptamine receptor 5B-like. Lineage: Eukaryota; Metazoa; Chordata; Mammalia; Didelphimorphia; Didelphidae. Gene Ontology annotation, molecular function: G protein-coupled serotonin receptor activity. The record is from RefSeq and is a predicted model, not a curated record. Gene Ontology annotation, cellular component: plasma membrane. Gene Ontology annotation, biological process: positive regulation of MAPK cascade; adenylate cyclase-activating adrenergic receptor signaling pathway.
GCUGCUGCUCCAGCUGCUUCAGCCAGCGGACAGACCUCGCUGCACUCCAGAAGUCUCCCAUAUCUCUGGCUCCCCAGGCGCCUCCGGGAUGGAGAGGAGGCUUGGAAGGAGGACCGAGAAGCAUUUGUGGAGGAAGACCUAAUCUGCCAUUCUCUCUGACUGCCUCUUCCCCAGCCACAAUCCCCAGGGUCGAGUUUAGCCACAAGCAGCCGACCAGCUUCAUUCUGCAACCCAGUGGGGGCGAGCAGCCUCAGUAACGCUGCUCCAGCUCAGGAGGCUGGGCGGUUUGUACCUUUCUCGUUUUCCUCUUCCCCCGCAUACUCCUCUUGCCCAUUCCCGCCAUCCUACUCGCCUAGUCGGCUUCGUGCCUGUGCAAUUAGAAGCUUGAGUUUGGGUACCCAGUCUGGGAGGCGGAGGCAAAGGAAGGAGAGGAGCACACGAUGGAGAGCAGCAAUGUAUCCACUUCUGCAGCUCUCACCUUCACGUCGGGGCCUGAGGGUUACAACAGUAGCCCCAGCUCCUUCCGAGCUGUUGGGAAGCAGGGCGAUGUCGGGGAGGUGGAGGGCAUCUUGCACAGCAAGGAGCCCCCUUUCUCCGUUUUCACCGUGUUAAUCUUGACGUUGUUAGUACUCCUCAUUGUGGCCACCUUCCUCUGGAACUUGCUGGUCCUGGCCACCAUCCUAAGGGUGCGCGCCUUCCACCGUGUCCCACACAAUCUAGUGGCUUCGACUGCUGUAUCCGACGUGCUUGUGGCAGCGCUGGUCAUGCCCCUGAGCCUGGUAAGCGAGGUAUCCACCGGAAAGCGAUGGCGGCUGGGGCGUGUCCUGUGCCACGUCUGGAUCUCCUUCGACGUCCUCUGCUGCACUGCCAGCAUCUGGAACGUGGCAGCCAUCGCCCUGGACCGCUACUGGACCAUCACCCGCCACAUCCAGUACACCCUGCGCACCCGCAGCCGCGCUUCCAACCUCAUGAUUGUCCUCACUUGGGCCUUGUCUGCUCUUAUCGCCUUUGCUCCCUUGCUCUUCGGCUGGGGUGAGGUGUACAGUGCUGAGCUCCAGCGCUGCCAGGUGAGCCAGGAGCCCUCUUAUGUUGUUUUCUCCACCUGUGGCGCCUUCUACGUACCGCUUGGAGUAGUACUUUUUGUCUACUGGAAGAUCUACAAGGCCGCCAAAUUCCGCAUCGGGAGACGUCGAGUUGCAGUCUUGCCCCUACCUGAGACAGUACAGGCAAAGGAAGCUCCCCAAGAAGCCCAGAUGGUGUUCACAGCCCGUCACGCCACCCUUGCCGUUCAAACACAUGGCGAAACAUGGAGGGAGCAGAAGGAGAAGAGGGCAGCUCUGAUGGUGGGAAUUUUAAUCGGUGUAUUCGUUCUCUGUUGGAUCCCCUUCUUCCUCACAGAGCUCAUCACCCCACUCUGUUCUUGCAGCAUCCCCCCCAUCUGGAAAAGCAUAUUCCUGUGGCUUGGCUAUUCCAAUUCUUUCUUCAACCCCUUGAUUUACACAGCAUUCAACAAAAACUAUAAUAGUGCCUUCAAAAGCUUUUUUACCAAACAGAGAUAGAAAUACAAAACUAGGGGAGGGAAGGAUGGUGGAUUUCUAUGAAAGUUUAUUCCUAUCUCUCACCUUUUCAGUAAGUGAAUGGAGCUUGUCUCCCCCUUUGCCCCCUUCCUUAUCCCUCUCUUCUGGGUGGAGACAAUGGAGUAUGCAGUGAAGUAAGGAGGAGUCAGAAGAAUUGAGUUGGAAUCUUGGGGCUCAGUCACUAACUGGGACAAAUCACGUCAUCUCUUCUUAAGCCUCAGUUUCUUCUCCUGUAAAAUGAAAGCAUCAGACUAGUUGAUCUCUGAAGUCCCUUCUACUACCAACAUCCUGAGAUCUGUGCAGUAUUAGAGUUGCUAAAACCAAACCAUUAGCCUUAGGCUGGUGGGAGCAGCUGGAACAAAGACUCUCCAAAUAUGUUGUCUCCUACUUAAGCAUUUGGGACUCAUCAGAUGAAAGAGAAAUGGGGUGCAUGAAAGCAAGAGCUCCAAGCAGCUGGUUUAUACCAGAAUCUAAGAACUGUGUACUCAGUGAAAGUGAUGAAUUGGCAUCCUUCACUUUGCUCUCUGUUCUCUUUAUUUCUAUCCCUCUCCCAGUGUGCAAGGUCUCCUGUAAUGCCCAAAGGACUUCACAGUGUCACUGCCAAGAAAGAAGGAUGUGAGAUAUUGGGCUGAGUCAUAGGAGGAAAAUGUUUGCUAAAACUUUCUUAUUUUUCAAAAAGGAAAGAGGGAAUCGACUGAACUCCCUCAUCUCUAAGAUUAGGGGGAUUGGACCAAGCUUACUUGCAACUCUAUCUGUGAUCCUGUACCAUUCUCCAUUAUAUCAGCAGUGGUGGCUAACAGGUGAAGCUAGACUGCCAAGUAUUCCUGGGGCUUAAUGCAUCUGGGUUUAACAACUACUUAGUGCCUGAUGUUUUCCUAUAUUUAAACCUUACUCCAGUGACAGCAUCAGCUUCCAAGAAGCAAAUCUCCAUCAUGACCACAGAUCCCUGGAUAGAUAUAGGAAACUACUGAAUUUAAAAAGAAACUUGGCUCCACUCUUAAAUCUUUAGUUUAAGCCCAUUAAAACACUCUAGGCUUUGAGACAGAGAGGGCAGUUUUCUUUCCAUGCUAGAUAGAAAAUGGUCCUGGGCAUUAUGGGCAAGUAGGAACAUUUCAUUACCUUGACUGAAAUGCAUUGGUGUCAAACUAAAAACCAUAACCAUACAACAUAAUCUCUGUGGGAUGCACACUGAUUUAGAAAACCACAUAUUAACAUUAUCUGUAUCUUAUUGUAUUUUUAUUUAAUUUGUUAAACAUUUCCCAAUUACAUUUUAUUCUGAUUGAGGUUGCACAAGGAAGUGUUUUAGGCCAGGUGUUUGACUCCUCAUCUGGAGAGGAAUUAUACUCUCUCUUUGGAUCUCCAUGUAUCUCUCAAGACUUCUAUGCCCAACUAGAGAAUGAUGACCACCAUAUUGAUGACUCUAAAGUCUAGAUUCCCCAGAAACUGUCUCCUUUAGGAACUCCUUUUAGGGGUUUGGUUAAUAGAAUUGAAGGUAAGUACACAAUGGGAUGGGAAAGGGAGGAAAAUGUUUCAUGUCAAAAUGCAAUGAGGCAAUGAGUAGCCCAGGUUCCUGGUCAACCUCGCACCUUUCCCACAAAACAACAACAAAAUCACACACAUAUUUAACUUCGAAGGAUUUCAAAUCUGACUCACAAUUAUGUUCUUUUCUCUCAUUUGUGGAUUACCAACCCUGCUAUGAUUCCUGUUUCAUGAGGCUGCCUAAUGUGGUCCAUCUAUCUGGAUUGGUCUGGGUCUUGUCUAACCUGUUGGAAUUUGGAAGCAAAGGGAAAGGGUGUGCCUGGCUGUGUACCUGGAAGAGAAUCGGGGUCCACCACUUACUGUAUUUCCCUAUACCAGAAGGAGGAAGAAAGAGGAUGAGGAUGAUAAUACGCUAAAGAAAAGGGGUGGGGGUGGGAGAGAGACCUUAUGGACUUCAAGGAAGCCAUUCCUGUAGUACGUCUGCUGAAAUGUAAUUCAUCAUAAUUCCUAGGACCUGGCAAGGCCCAAUCAAAGGUGUGAAGUUGACCACCUUCUCCUCUUUUUUUUUUUUUAAUUUCUCUCCCAACUCUACCCCACAGAGUCAAUGAGAAAAUGAUUCAAAAUAAGGUGAAUUAGUGGCAAAGCAUUUCUGGGGCUUAGUGCAUUUGGGAUUAGCAUCUACGUAGGUGACUGUGGGAUAAGAUAAAUGCCUGAUAUUUUCCCAAAUUAAAAAGUGGAAUAUGAUACUUAACCAAAAGGAACAAAAGGCUAAUGUUGGGAUCUUGGGACCCUGGGCAAUCUGCAUGAGGAAGAUAGUUUGUGUGUAUGUUUGUAGACAGAUCUUAGAAUCCCUUAAACUUAUACCACAUAUGCUGGAACUAUUUGUUCAUCUAUGAAUGUAUUCCUCCUUAAUAUUCUAUACAUGGCUAUUCAAUAGCUAUUGCAUGCAGAGGGCCAGGUCUUGGGGGGCUAUAGGAAUCUUGAUCCAUGACCCCCUAAAACUUAUAGUCUUUGGGAGAGAGGAGGCAGCAACAUUGGAAACAGCAAUUUAAAUAACAGUGCAAGGAAGUAGAAGAUGGUUAGCUUCUGCCAAGAACUGAGUGUGUAUAAACUCUGUCUUGUCCUGGAGUGGGUUCAAAUGUCCUAGAAGAUGGAAAGACUCAGUUAUGAGAACUCUGGAUGCUCCUGUCAUUCCCAAACCAGGAAAUUGACAAAGUCUGGAUUCAGACUUUUUUCUUGAUCCUAGCUCAACAUAGUUCCUGUGUACAGUGACUGGAUCGUGGGCAGACUUAGCUUGGUCCAUGUACACACUAGAAUGUUUUCGUGGAUUGCCCUCCUUGGGGAAGCCUAGAAUCCAGGUGAAAAUUCUUGUCAUCCUUCAUCUUCCCACCUCACAAAGAGCCUCUAACCAAGCUCCACUUCGAUGGGAAUCUCAAUGCAAAAUGACUACAUAGCCCUGAACUACAGUGAUUUAUUUAGCUUGUGCCUCACCUUUCAGAACUACAAAGGAAGCACUUCAGACACAGGUGAAUCUCCAUUUUAAGUUGGAUAAUUUGAGUCAUGUGGACAGUCUAUUUGGAUUCAUUGGGUUUUUUACCUUUCUCAGAGCCUUCAUUUGAAUUUCCCAGUUGCAGUGAAACCUUGCUCAAGUCAAUCUGAUCCAUGAAAAUCUGGAUUUACAAACUAUUGCUUGAAAUGUGCUGGUUUGCUUUAUAUAAGGACUAACUCCUGGGUUGCUGAUAGUGGGAGUUCCAUUAACCCACCAGAAACAGCUUAUUUACCCACAAUAUAAUUUACACACAGCACCAGGAACAAAUGUUACAUCUAAUGAAGCAGGGGAUCAACUGACCCCAAGCCUCUGCCAGUGCACAUACAGCAAAUUCUUCCUCUCCUGCUUUUAAGGGUGUUUGCCUUCUUUCUUUGAGCAGAUUCUUUGAAUGACUAAAAAUGGUGGGAUGAAAACUGAUUGGAUCGUAAAGAAGAGAUGUGGCUCAACUGAGCCAGGGCUAGGUGUGGGGUUGCCAGCUGUUUCUGAUUGACCCUGAUUGUGAUUUUAUAAUUUUUAUGACUCUUGUUUCUUAAUAGACUCAUGAAUAUGUGUGUUUGCAUAAUCUACAUUUUGAAAGUAAUUGUAUUGAUAGAACCCUGAGCAUGGAAUCAAAAAGACCCGAGUUCAAAUUCAGUCAUAGAUCUUUACUAGGUGUGUAGUCUUGGGCAAUUCACUUAAAAACUUGUUUGCCUCAGUUUCCUCUUCUGUAAAAUGGGGAUAAUCAUAGCACCUACCACUCAGGGUUGUUGUGAGGAUCAAAUGAGAUAAUAAUUGUAAAGCUCUUUGUACAAUGAUAAAUAUAUAAAUUUUUGCUGUUGU